Python bivittatus (Burmese python) is the source of this 4880-nucleotide messenger RNA. NCBI's taxonomy places the organism in Eukaryota, Metazoa, Chordata, Lepidosauria, Squamata, Pythonidae. The record is from RefSeq and is a predicted model, not a curated record.
CUUAGUUUAUCGUGUCGUGCGAACUGAGUAAACACGGUUAAGUGUGUCGUGGGAAACCCGCCGAUGCCAGCCAACCGACACCUCCCAUGCAUUCCGACAGCCUAUCCCAUCACUUCCAAAGAAUGACGCAGAUAGUCUCGCACGCUAUCCGCCACACCCCUCGGCUGCAUCCUUCCCUCAAGCAAUCAGAGAAGGCUGCGGAGACUCGAAGUGACAAGAGAAGGAAACACCCCUCGCCAAAGCGCACCCGCUGAAAGGUUCUGAGCCUUAGCUCCUGAAAGAAACAUGGAGUCACACGUGAAGAUUAUACAACGGGACUGACGUCCAUCGCGGCCAAUAGUAGCCUCCUCAGCGGUGCGCCCGCCCACUCUUUGGACAGUUGGGUUUUCCUUUGGCCAAUCGCCGCCUGCGCGAGCUGGUUUCUCAGGCCGGGUCACGUUUCUGACGGUAUGAAGCCGGAGCUCGCCGGGGCGUGAGGGGACACGGAGGGGCGCUCGCCGAGAGAGGGCGCCCGUGAAGGCAGAGGGCAGUAUGCGAGUGGGCGAGGCAGGAUAACGGCCGCUAGCCCGCUUUCUUUCUUCUUUUUCUCCUCCUCUUCCUCCUUGUGUUUCUCCAGUGACGGAGCCUUGGAGGUCGGCCGUUUAAGUUGUACAACCUGCAGUGUCCGCGGCCCUGUUGGUGGGUCGCCUGGCCCUCCUUCCACUGCCGCUGUCAGCGCCGAUAUUGGAAGUAGGUGAGGGGAUGAUCGGAGCAGGGAGAGAGGAGGGCCCGCUCCGACCGGACCUCUGGCUUCCGUGAAAGUCCGGAGACGGGAAGAGGAGCGGAGCGUGAACGGAGAAACGGGCGGCUCAAGAUCCUUGGAAGGCGGUCGGAGCGAGAGCGGUUUCUAUAAUAUUUGAAGUUUGGACAUUGAGAACACUGUCAAUAUAUGGAUAUGGAAUGGAAAACAUUAGUACUGUACGACUGAUUACACUAGGGCCAAGUAUUCUUUGAACUCUGCUCUGGAAAAUCUUUUGGAUUCUCUGACAUUUGUGUGGCAGUUACUGGCAUUAAAAUUGUUUAUAAUAAGCAACUCUUUGAAAAUAGCAAGUGAUAAAGUUAUUGUAGAAAGCAUGGAUAUUCAAAUGGAGAAUGAACAAAAUUUGGAUAUUCUUCAGGAAGAUAUUGAGAUGAAUGGGGAAAUGAGUACAAAUGAUACCAAUGAAAAUUAUUCCAGUGAGCAUGAUUUCCAUAGCAAUGAGGGUGAAGAGAAUGAUAAAGAAACAGCUAUGAUUAUGGAAUCUUUUGACUACUAUAAAAGAAGUGAAUUGUCUUCUGAAUCUAAAACUCAGAAGGAAUUGAUAAAAACUUUGCAAGAACUAAAAGGACAUCUUCCUCCUCAUAAAAAGAUCAAAGGCAAAUCAAGUAUCCUGGCAACUCUGAAAUAUGCACUUAGGAGCAUUAAGCAAAUUAAAGCCAAUGAAGAAUAUUAUCAAUUGAUGAUGAAUAAUGAAAACUAUCUCUGUGAUCUUGAUAUAUUAUCUUGUACUGUGGAAGAUGUUAAAAACAUUACUACAGAAUACACCAUGAAGAAUGCAGAUAUGUUUGCUGUAGCUGUUUCUUUGGCUACUGGGAAAAUUUUGUACAUCUCUGAUCAGGCUGCCUGUAUCCUCCAUUGUAAGAAAGAUUUAUUUAAAAAUGCCAAAUUUGUGGAGUUUCUGGCACCUCAGGAUGUCAGUGUAUUCUAUAGCUCAACUAUACCAUAUAGAUUGCCAUCCUGGAGUAUUUGCAGUGGAGUUGAGUCUGCUACCCAAGAGUUCAUGAAGGAAAAAUCUUUCUUCUGCCGCUUCAGUGCAGAGAAAGUGAAUAUAAAUGAGAAUCACUACCAUCCAUUUCGUAUGACCCCAUACCUUAUUAAAAUACAAGAUGUAGAAGAUCAGCUUUGUUGUGUGUUGCUUGCAGAAAAGAUACACUCUGGUUAUGAAGCACCUAGAAUUCCUCCUAAUAAAAGAGUGUUUACAACCACCCAUACACCAAGUUGCUUAUUCCAAGAAGUAGAUGAAAGAGCUGUACCUCUGUUGGGAUACUUACCUCAGGAUUUAAUUGGAACUCCUGUUUUAGUACAUCUUCAUCCAAGUGACAGACCUUUAAUGCUAACAAUUCACAAAAAAAUACUUCAGUGUGGUGGACAACCAUUUGAUUAUUCACCAAUCAGAUUCUGUACUAGAAAUGGUGAAUACAUAACUCUGGAUACUAGCUGGUCCAGUUUCAUCAACCCAUGGAGUCGAAAGAUUUCAUUUAUAAUUGGAAGACACAAAGUUAGAACGAGCCCUUUGAAUGAAGAUGUGUUUGCACCUCAGCACACAGAAUUAAAAAUGCAACAUCCUAACAUUCAAGAACUUACAGAACAAAUACUAAAGUUAUUGCUGCAGCCUGUAUAUAAUAGUGGCUCUAGUGGCUAUGGAAGUUUGGGCAGCAAUGGAUCACAUGAGCACCUAAUGAGUGUGGCUUCAUCCAGUGACAGCAAUGGGAAUAAUAAUGAAGAUACUCAGAAGAUACACAAAAUUAAUUCUUCUCAAGAUAUUUGUAAAGAUGGAAAUGUGGACAGAAAUUAUCCCUACUUUGAUUCUAGAUUAAAGCUUGAAAGUCAGAAGAAAUCUUAUAGAGAGAAAUCCACUGACUACCAUGAUCAUACAAAAAGUAUCAUUCAUUCAUUUGAAAAUUAUGGUAUUGGGACUGCUUGUCAAAGGAGUCUGGUUACAAAAGAACUCACUUGGGAGGAACAAUCUGUAUAUUCAUAUCAACAGAUCAGCUGUUUAGAUAAUGUUAUCAGAUAUUUGGAAAGUUGCUGUGAGGCUGAUACUUUGCAGAAAAUAACUCGCCCUACACCAAAUACUGAUGUAGCACUGAAUACUGAUAUAUGCAGAGAGAAAAUAAAUGUUGAUACAACUAAAGCUUCGACAGAAAGGGGACAAUCAAAAACUCACAUAGGCCCUGCAGUAUUGGAGACAUCUGACACAUCCAGUGCUUCAGCUGUUGUUGGUGCCUGUUUAACUUCUUUGACUUUACCUGGAAAACCAGAGAGUGUAAUAUCUUUUACCAGUCAGUGCAGCUACAGCAGCACCAUAGUUCAUGUUGGAGAUAAAAAAACACAACCUGAAUUAGAAAUUAUAGAAGAUUGUCUGCCUGGGAUAAAAUCCACAAAGAAUCGAACUAUUGUUCUACAAUCUAACAGUUCACAAAAGAACAAGGAAAAAGCAAUAUUUAAGAAAUUGGGUCUUACAAAGGAAAUCCUUGCAGUACAUACUCAAAAAGAAGAGCAGAGUUUUCUGAAUAAGUGUAAAGAAAUCAAAAGGUUCCAUAUUUUUAAGUGUGCUUGCAGUUGCUACUUUCAGAAAAGACCCAAAGGAUGCCCAGGGGAACGUGAUAUGUGUGGACUACAACAUGGUUCUGGAAUAGCUUUUUCUUGGAAGAAAAUUGGGAAGAUAAAGAAAUGUAAACCAAAACGACACAAGCCACUUAGUUCUUCAGACAGUAUAACAUCUGGUAUCAAAUCCUUGCACAAAUUUAUUCUGCUUGGCCCAAAUAAUGCAGCCUGGUCUCCAUCAAAUACUUCACAAGCAAGUUAUCCAACCAUGCCUUUUCCUGCAGUUAUACCCACGUGUCCACUUCAAGUUUUUCCAUCUAAAGGAAUUACACCAGUGGGUCCUAAAGGUUCUCUGUCUUAUUUGAAUGAAACACAGGACUCAGGAGAACAUUGUCCUUUGCCAUUAUCUGAGUUUGUUGCACCCCUAGUGACUCCAGUAAUAGCACUUGUUCUCCCCAACUAUAUGUGUCCUCAGACAAACAAUAGUAUUCCUCAGGCAUCUUGUCCUAUUCCACCUGGCUUUUCUGCUCAGCCUUCUUUCUCUUCAGAAGCCUUGCUUACAACACCACCUUCAUUUGCUGCCUCAAACAAGUUCCCUGCUGAGGUAGCUUUUUCAGCACAACCAUUUUGUUAUAAUUCAGUAGCAGAUAAUAAAAAGAACCCUGUCAUAGACUGCCAAAAUGAGCUAUCCCGUUCCUGUACUCCACAGUCCCUGGGUCUACAAGAUCAGUCCUCAUCACCAUUGUUUCAGUCACAGUCCAGUUCUCCUUUACAACUGAAUCUUCUGCAAUUAGAAGAAACACCAAAAAUGAUGGGAAAUGGAAGUGCUGGUAUAGUGGGAAAUUAUGGAACUUUAACUGAUGGAGAGAUUACUAAUAAACAAUUGAGCAGAGAUGAUGGUGAAAGAAAAGCAUCCUGCACAGAAGACCCAAAUUCAGGCACUGGAUCUGCUUCAUCAGGAAAUAGUGCUUUAGCAGCCACUGAGUCUUUAGGAUGCGAAUCAAAUGGAUGUGGCGUGUCAGGCAGUGGAGCAGGAUGUAGUGGGACAAGUCAUACCAGCAACUAUUUUGGAAGUGGUAACUUCUCAGAAAACAAUCAUAAAACAAAAUGUUCACAAAUGGAAGAAGAGGUGCAGUUCAUUAAAUGUGUCCUCCAGGAUCCUCUUUGGCUGUUGAUGGCAAAUGCAGAUGAUACUGUUAUGAUGACUUACCAGAUACCAUCACGAAAUUUGGAAACUGUUUUGAAAGAUGACAGACUGAAACUGAAACAAAUGCAGAUGUUUCAGCCAGUAUUUACUGAGGAACAAAAAAAGGAAUUAUUUGAAGUUCAUCCAUGGAUUCAGAAAGGUGAACUCCCUCAGGCUCUUGCAAAUUCGGCAAUAUGGCUUCCUGAAUUUGAGAAUCAAGUGCUGAGUCUUUUCCAUUGCAAUGAACACCAUGUUGAGAAUAUGUAACAAGCAACUCUCCCCGCAACUGAUGAAAAACCAAAGAGCAUCAGAGAUGCCAGACUGAUAAUCCAAGCAGGGCCUUUGUAC